Messenger RNA from Halteromyces radiatus, 909 nucleotides. RefSeq names its product superoxide dismutase. Gene Ontology annotation, biological process: removal of superoxide radicals. Gene Ontology annotation, molecular function: superoxide dismutase copper chaperone activity; copper ion binding. The transcript is spliced from 3 exons. The record is from RefSeq and is a predicted model, not a curated record. The coding region runs from base 15 to 839 and encodes 274 amino acids. NCBI's taxonomy places the organism in Eukaryota, Fungi, Mucoromycota, Mucoromycetes, Mucorales, Cunninghamellaceae. Gene Ontology annotation, cellular component: cytoplasm.
UUUUAACUUAAAAAAUGGUUGCGUCUUUAAAGAAACAAUUCAAGACUGAAUUUGCUGUAGAAUUGACUUGUCAGUCAUGUGUAGACGAUGUUUCUAACGUAUUGAAACAGUUUCCAGGAAUUGAACAGUUUGAUAUCAAUUUAUCAGAACAACGGGUUACUAUUGAAGGAACUGCUCCACCAUCCAAAGUAUCAAGGGCUUUAAAAGAAACAGGACGAACAGUGAUAGUACGUGGUCAAGGUGUAGCAGACGACAAACAAGGACAUAGUGGUGCAGCAGUAUGUAUCUUUGAUGUUUAUGGUGAUGAUCCUACAAAACAAUUACCAAAAGGAAAAUCCGGUCUAGCACGAUUUGUACAGAUUGAUAAUGAUACCUGCUUGAUUGAUUUGACUGUGGAAGGUCUUACACCAGGAAAACACGGAGUACAUAUUCAUGAAUGUGGUGAUGUAUCACGUGGCUGGCUCUCCACUGGCGAUCACUUCAAUCCUACUGGUGUGGAUCAUGGUGAUGAAUUUACUGGACAUGUUGGUGAUUUAGGCAAUUUGGAAGUAGACGAUAAUGGUUGGGGCGAUAUGGUGGUGGAAAGUGAAAGAAUCAAAGUAUGGGAUAUCAUUGGUCGUAGUAUGGUGAUUACAAAAGAUGAGGAUGAUCUUGGCAAGAACAAACAAACACAACAACAAUCAAAAUGGAAUGGUAAUAGUGGACCUGGUAUUCUUUGUGGAAUUAUUGCAAGAAGUGCUGGUGCUUUUGAAAAUAUGAAGAAGGUCUGUGCCUGUAAUGGAAAAACAUUAUGGGAAGAAGCAAGAUUAGUUCAAGACAAAAAGGUAUCCAGUUUAUAGUUAGUUAUUUUUAUAUAAUGUUAGUUACUAUAUCAAUGAAAUAAAUCAUAUGUCUUUUUUUUUUUAUACA